Molecule: messenger RNA, 1117 nt
Organism: Prunus persica (peach)
Lineage: Eukaryota; Viridiplantae; Streptophyta; Magnoliopsida; Rosales; Rosaceae
Exons: 2
Coding region: 1-579 (192 amino acids)
Source: RefSeq, a predicted model, not a curated record
AUGAAGGACGAGCAAUGCAGACCGCCGACGUCAUAUUCGUCGUCGCUAUCGCUUUCCCUUUCCUCGUCUGAGGAGGAGCUCCAGCACAUGCCGCUGGCGCCGCCCAAGAUGCUGAACAGGAAGCGCCUCAGCAAGCAGCUGUCCAUGUGCGAGACACCACGAGACAUUGCGUGGGAGAAGCGGCGCCGGCAGAUUCUCAGGCAGGAGAGGAGGAGGAAUGGGAUCAACGACUCCGAUGACAUGGUCCUCACGGACGAAGACUUGCACGAGCUCAAAGGCUGCAUUGAGCUAGGGUUUGGAUUCAAUGAGGAAGAGGGUCAGAGGCUCUGCCCUACCUUGCCCGCUCUUGACCUUUACUUUGCCGUCAACCGCCAGUUUUCCCCGAGUCCCGUGUCCACCCCGAAUAGCGCCCGCCAUUCUACAUCGUCAUUGGGUGGACGGUCCUCGUCGUUUGGAAGCCCUAGGAGCGACACAGAUGCAUGGAAGAUUUGCAGUCCAGGUGAUAAUCCACAACAGGUAAAAACCAAGUUGAGGCAUUGGGCUCAAGCUGUGGCUUGUUCAGUGAUGCAGUCUUCUUGAAGUGUGGAUCAUCAGAUGGCUUUGCUUGUACAGACAGAGAGAGAAAGGAAAAGAGGAAGGAAAAAGCUCCUUCUUGUUCAGCGGUGCAGUUUAGAUUGAAGUGUGAGAUGGCUUUGCUGGUUGUACAGAGGAGAGAGGAGAGGAGACUACUUUCUGCUUUCUACUUUCUAGAGAGAUACAUACAGGAGAGAAGAGAGGAGAGGAGAGAGAAGAGGAAGAAGAUCGAGGUCGGCUUAAGCUUAAAAUGAAUUAGGGCUUUGUUGAUUAAUUUGUGCUUACUGAUUAUACCACCAGAGAUUGAAAAAUGUUAAGCCGCAAGCAUGCAAAGAAGUCUUAUUGGCACUCAUGAGAACCUAAUUGGUUUGGUUUGGUUUGGCUAGAGAAGGAUUUAGUGUGCUUAAUUUUCCAAGUUGACACUUUGAAUAUCCAAAUUUCUCUCUUGGGUGCACUGCGCAACACGUUUGAUGAUGGAAUGGAAUGGAACAAUUCAUUUUUGUGCCUCAUCGAUCUUAUGUUGUCAAAAUGGAAUUCAAGGAAU